UUCUUAUCAUGCUCUCCCUAAUUUUAUAUAUAUUUUUGUUUGCCAGCAUAAACGCUCAAUCUCUUGCUCUUGAAAAACGAGCAUGCAACACUGAGAAGAUAAUAUGGAUUCCUGACUAUGGUGAAUACUAUGAAGAGCAAGUUGAACUGUCACUUGCUUCCAGAACAAGCAUGAAUCCUGAAUCAAUGACACGAAUUCUAAAGGAAGAGUGCAAGUUCGAAAAAGACGCUUUCCGAGUGAAAAGAAAAACCAAUUUUAUGGUCAAAGGAGCACACGAUCUAUACCAUAAACUUAAAAAAUAUUAUAAGUACUUUGAACAUGUUAUGAAAGUUAUGAGUUUUGUGGAGGUGAUCCACGACCUGUGGAGUGGUGGAAAGCUAGUCAUGCAAUUCUUUGAACUUGAAGAAAUGAAAGAAGCUCUAGAAGAUACUUUUCGGACAAGUAUUCAAUUGCUGAUUAGUGGAGAGAAAAUUCCAGAAAUAAUUCUCAAUCACCCAAACGUUUUAUCUGCACUAAAACAAAGAAUUCCAAUUCAAAAUCAACAGCUUCUUUCACGUGUUGCUGCUUCAGAUGUUACUUGUUACCAACGUGAUAAACAUUCUCAAGUCGUCAUGGUGCUGAAGCUGAAAGUUCCCAGAGUUUAUGAGAUUCCUGUGAAAAAAUGCGACGACAUUUCUGUAAAUAAUGGUCUACUAUAUCACGUAUCUGAGACGGAAUUGUUGAGAAGACUGGAAAUAGAUAUCAAGAAAUGUUUUUUUGAGAGUUUUGCAUUUUGCCCUCCUGGAGCUGUUCGGGAAAUAAAUUGCAAAGAAGAAGAUCUCAAAAUUUGCAGGGUUUCGCUAGAAAGAAAGGGAUCAGACAGCAAAUUCUCCUACUUUCAACUAUUUUGGAUACCUGCUAUGAUGUACAUCAAUAUUUAAAAAAUCUAAUUCCAUUGUUUUAAUUUUUAUUUCGGAUACACAUUAACUUAUUUUGUUGAAUGCAUACAUACUGUAUACGAAUUAUAAUUGAAUAAAUAAUUUAUUAC
Molecule: messenger RNA, 1027 nt
Organism: Caenorhabditis elegans
Lineage: Eukaryota; Metazoa; Nematoda; Chromadorea; Rhabditida; Rhabditidae
Gene: F15H10.5
Product: DUF19 domain-containing protein
Exons: 7
Coding region: 9-920 (303 amino acids)
Source: RefSeq, marked reviewed